Sebastes umbrosus (honeycomb rockfish) is the source of this 2187-nucleotide messenger RNA. RefSeq names its product regulator of G-protein signaling 5-like. The coding region runs from base 109 to 738 and encodes 209 amino acids. The record is from RefSeq and is a predicted model, not a curated record. Lineage: Eukaryota; Metazoa; Chordata; Actinopteri; Perciformes; Sebastidae. The transcript is spliced from 5 exons.
GGGGUGGAGACAUCAACAGUCUGCUGUCUAAUACUGAAAACCCUGCUGCUCGCAUCGCCGUCAUCACUCACAACAACACUACUGACCUUGGAUCUGUAACAUUCAACCAUGUGCAGAGGACAUGAAACACUUCCUGCAACAUGCAUCCAAAGACCGAAAGACAUCAUUCACAAAAUAAGCUUCUUACUGCAGAAGCAUGAACCCCAAGCAGCAGAUCAGAAGCCGAUAAAAGAGAAGACUGACGCUGCCACCACUGCUGCAAAGAGCAUCCCUACUCCAGCUGAGGUGAAGAAAUGGAAGGAGUCUUUCAGCUACGUCAUGAGCAGUCAAAUGGGUCGUAUGGCCUUCGGCAAGUUCCUGAUGUCAGAAUUCAGUGUGGAGAACAUGGACUUCUGGGUCGCCUGCGAAAACUACAAGAAGUCCUCACCUUCCAAACUGUCGACCACAGCUAAGAAGCUCUACCAGCAACACGUUAAGGCAGAUGCUCCUAACGAGGUCAACUUAGAUGCGGCUACCAGAGAGGAAACAAGGCAGAACCUCGAGAACGUCUGCCCGUCUUGUUUCAACGAUGCUCAGAAGAUGAUCUACACCUUGAUGGAAAAAGACUCCUACAGGCGCUUCCUCAAGUCCAAACUGAUCCAGGAUCUGUGUCAGACACAGACCAUUGCGAAGGGGAAAAAAAACUGUAACUCUGCCGAGAACAGACAGGCGACGCCUAAACAGAAAGCCAACAUUUAAAACUAGAAGGAGGUGCCAAAGACUGAAAAUGUGUACUAAAUGGUAAACACUGGUAAAGAUAGGUUUGUUUUUGUGUAAUGUUUAUAGAAUAGAAUAACCAGUGCUUUAGAAGGUGACUUAAAGAUUAAUGAUGUUUACUUGGCGUUAAUUCCUGGAAGUCUUUGGCAGUCAGUUUUAUGUUGCUAUUGUAUGUCCACUUGUGCGUAUACCUGAAUAAGCUGUCACGUGUUUUUCCAAGUCACAAAGGCUGAUAGUGACUGAUUACAUAUUUUAUAUGUCAAUGCACAAGAAUGUUUAAAUGUUUGCUUCCGGUUUCACUGCAAAAACACAACAUGCUCUCGAGUCAUGGCCAGGUUAUAUUUAUACUCACAACAGAAAACAAUCUAAAGCUACCUCCACCCAACAGACACACCUUCAGACAACCCCACUGCUAGUGGAGCCUGUUGUCAUCGGAACGGUGUGAAAUACUUGUAUUAUUUGAGUGAUAACUCGAUGCAAACUCGUUAUCUUUAAAGUAAUAUAUCAAGUUCUUUAUAAGAAGGACCCACUUAACUGUAAUUGAUGAGAACACAGACAUCAAAAAUCAUACACAGUGAUAUUCAGUGAUAAGCAUUAUAAAAAUAAAGAUGGCUAACCUAUCAGUAUUUAAACGACUAGUGUUUAAUUGUGAUGAUCAUCAGUAACCCUGUAUGUAUUCAUCUGCUGUGCAGUGAUGUUUGGCUGCAGUCUUUCGUUACUUACCCAUUAGCUUUACAUUUGCUACAAGUUUUUAAUUUCCUACUCACUACGACUUAUUGUAUGUUCAUACAUCAGCAGAUGGAUGAUGUUGAUGUCUAUGUUCUCCUCACCUCAAGUAAGUAAGUUAUUGAUCUAAAAGAUCGAUCUGCUGUAUAUCUCAAAGCGUAACCAUAGCGGUGCUGUACAAACAUCUCGACCAGAUCCCUGCACCAUGCAAAUGUUGGCUUUGUCCACAUCUAGUGUGGAUUUUAAGCACACUUUAUUAUUUCAUUAUUGAUUUUCUGUUGCAUGUCAUUUAUACCAAACAGUGGGACAAAAGGUCAAAUUGUGACUCAUUCGAUUGAUUUUGAGGAGUUCCCCUGUAGGUCAAACGGUGUUGUUCAGAUGAUAAUGACUGUAAUUUGUGCAGGGUACUUAAAGCUAGGGUCGGUAAUGUUGAGAAAUUAGCUAGGGUAUGCUAGAUUUAAAAAAUUAUAUACAACCGAAAAACCAAGUGAUUUAUCGAUUGCUGUCGGGAUAUGAUGAGAAUUUCAACAAAUAAUCAAAAAAUGUUUUUGAGGAACAUUACCAACCCUAGCUUUAAUAGUGUCUUCACUUCAAUUGAAUGUAUUUUGGUGGCCUUGCAUACUAAAAUGUAUACUGUGAUAGUAAAAAAAACUUGCUACUGUGCGUUUAGAUAUUUAUUAAAUGAUGUUGUUGCCCUAUUUAUAU